Molecule: messenger RNA, 1638 nt
Organism: Rhizophagus irregularis DAOM 181602=DAOM 197198
Lineage: Eukaryota; Fungi; Glomeromycota; Glomeromycetes; Glomerales; Glomeraceae
Biological process (GO): transmembrane transport
Cellular component (GO): membrane
Molecular function (GO): transmembrane transporter activity
Source: RefSeq, a predicted model, not a curated record
AUGGCUACGCAUUCAAAGUCUGAUGAACUUGAACCACUUUUAUCACCAACUUCCCCAACUUCCCCAACUUCCCCAACUCCUCCAACUCUUAGAAAAAAAGAAACCCAAAAAGUAUGGUAUAAAACAGCUUCAGCUUAUUGGCUAUUACCAUCAUUUAUGCUAAUAGCUAUAAUAAAUGGAUUAGGCAUAACCGUAAAAAUACAAUUUUAUUUAAGGGCUGUAUGUUAUGAUUAUUAUUCAAACAAAAGUCAAUUCAUUUCUACUUCUUUUUUACUUAACCCAAUUAAUGAUUACCCUGAUGAAUGGUGUAAUAAUGCUGAUGUGCAAGCCAUGACUUCUCGAUUUCUCUUGAUUUUGGAUUUAUGUUCUGCUGUUCCAGCGAUAUUUGUUCUUGCACCUCUUGGAUUAUUAUCAGACAUAAAAGGACGUAAAAUAUGUUUAUUAAUAGCAGUCGCAGGAUCAAUAUUGACCACAUUAAAUAUAUUAUUGGUCGGAAACUAUAUAGAUACGUUUGGAAUAUACUUUUUAUUAGUAGGUGCAUUAUUUGAUGGAAUUACUGGCGGAUUAUUAUCAUUAAUCUCGGCAAGUUACGCAUAUGCGACUGAUUGUACCUCUCCAACACAAAGGAGUGUGAUAUUUGGAUGGAUGCAAGGAGCAUUUUUUGCAGGAUUUAUAGGACCAACGAUAGGAGGAUGGAUAAUAGAAUUAACAGAUAAUUUACUUUCAGUAUUUUAUGUAAUGAUCGCGGUAUAUAUUAUGACAUUUUUUUAUUUUCUUUUUAUUUUACCUGAAUCUUUAACAAAAGAAAAAUUAUCGGAAAAUUUAAAACGUCAACAAGAAUCAAAUUCAACAUUUGAUAGGAAUCAAUUAUUUAAAUCAUGGAUAAUUUAUAGUAUUAUAAAACCUUUAACUAUAUUAUUUGAAAAAAAUAAUAGAAAUAAUAAUAAUAAUGAUGAUUUUUUUACAAAAUAUUCAUUAUUAAUAUUAGCUUCUAUUAAUACUUUAUUAACAACUGCUAUAAUGGGUAUACAGGCUAUAUUUUUAUUAUAUGUAACUUUGGUAUUUAAAUGGUCAUUAGUUGAUCAAGGUUAUUAUUUUAUUAUACUUGGUGUUUCAAGAGUAAUAGUUUUAUUUAUCUUAUUCCCUUUAUUAAUAUCAAAUAUCAAAAAGAAUAUUUUUUUAAAUAAUAUAAAAAAUAAUGUUCAAAUUAAUAUUGAUAAUAAUAAUGAUGAUGAACCAAUUCCUAUUGAGGAUAAUGAAGAAAAACAUUUAAGAAAAUAUGAAGUUUGGAUUCUUAGAUUUGCAUUAUUUAUUGAUGUGCUUGCUUAUGCCGGGUAUGGUUUAGCAACUUCCAGUUCUAUGUUCGUCGUAGCGUCAGUAAUAGCUUCAUUAGGUAGUGUUUCUGGUUCGGUAAUAAAAUCACUACAAACAAAUUUAGUAGCUCCAUCUCAAAUAGGUCAAUUAUUAGGCGCAUUAUGUGUAUUAGAUUCAAUCGGUCGUAUAAUUUCCCCUGUUGUAUUUAAUGCUUUAUAUUCUAUAUUGGUUGUAACUUCUCCUCAUUUAAUUUGGUAUGGUGUAACUUUUCUAAUAGCAGCUGCUUUUUUAUUAUCUUUCGGUAUAGUUCCAAAGUACAACUAA